AGCCCCAGAGAUCGGCACUCCAACGGAGACAAAGGCCCCAAAUCGCCUGGUCGACGCCUCGCCUCGAUCGAGAACACCAAACUUGCCGAACAGAUCGCAAGCCUCAAAGACCAAAUUGCCCAACGCAAUGUCAAGAUCGCCUACUACAAAUCUCUGCACGACGAACACAUCGCAAGCAUCCAGCACAACAUCACUCCCUACAUUCGCCGUCAACUCGAGCAUGCCGAAGCUGGCAGAGGUAUCCGCAAGGGCAGUCACUAUCAGAUGUACUUGAUGGUCAAUCUGAGGGUCAGAGUGCAGUUUCUUAGAGACAUGGCUGCUCACUGGAUGGAGGAGAAUGCAAGUGAUGAGCUGAAGAUCAAGGACUUGGAGAAGGAGAUGGGU
Messenger RNA from Aureobasidium namibiae CBS 147.97, 384 nucleotides. RefSeq lists its product as uncharacterized. The record is from RefSeq and is a predicted model, not a curated record. The annotation marks the transcript as partial. The transcript is spliced from 2 exons. Lineage: Eukaryota; Fungi; Ascomycota; Dothideomycetes; Dothideales; Saccotheciaceae.